UCGGAUACGCGCAGUCGAGGGAGGGAGAGAGGGGGGAAGCGGGAGCGUGCUUUCCGUGUCUGGUUAGUGGACUGACAGCCAGCUGUGCGGCUACAACGACAACAACAACCUCUUGGAUUUGCUACAUACAUCUAGAUUAGUGUUGGUCUGCUACGGAUCAUAAUCGUACACUAUAGCUAGUUUUUGAAGUGUGGACUCGGCAGCACAAAGCAAAACCAGUACCAUCGGCGGUUUCCGUGCUAACUAGCUAGAAGAGCAUUCCUCCAACAUGAAUCCGUUGUGUGGCAGAUGCAAUCUAGUCGUUUACCCCACGGAAAAAGUGAAUUGUCUGGACAAGUACUGGCAUAAAGGAUGCUUCAGCUGCGAGGUCUGCAAAAUGACUCUAAACAUGAAGAAUUACAAAGGCUUUGAGAAGAGACCAUACUGCAAUGCACACUACCCUAAGACAACAUUCACCUGUGUGACUGACACUCCAGAGAACAACCGCCUCAAACAGCAGAGCAAGAUGCAGAGCCAGGUUCUCUACAGGGAGGAUUUUGAGAAGAAUAAAGGGAAAGGUUUCAGCGUGGUCGCCGACACGCCAGAGAUGCAGAGAAUUAAGAAAUCGCAGAAUCAAAUCAGCAAUAUUAAGUACCAUGAGGAUUUUGAGAAGAAGAAGAUGGGAGGACCGGGCCCAAAUCAGCCAAGCAGCCCCAGUCCAGGAUACCAGCCGCCUGCAGCCUCUCAGAACUUCCACUAUGAGCCCACUCCUGCACCCGUGCAACAGGCGGCCGCCGCCCCGCCUCCCAGCGCAGGGAAGCGGUACAGGGCUGUGUACGACUACUCCGCCGCCGAUGAAGACGAGGUGUCCUUUGUGGACGGAGAUGUGAUCAUGGACGUGCAGCAGAUCGACGAGGGCUGGAUGUACGGCCGCGUGGAGCGCACCGGCCAGCAGGGCAUGCUGCCUGCCAACUACGUGGAGGCCAUCUGAGGGAGAGGGAGAGAAAAAGAGGGAGAGAAAACGGAGGAGGUAGAGAAAGGGAGGGAAAG
Etheostoma cragini (Arkansas darter) is the source of this 1029-nucleotide messenger RNA. It is a transcript of the gene lasp1, whose product is annotated as LIM and SH3 protein 1. Gene Ontology annotation, cellular component: focal adhesion. Gene Ontology annotation, molecular function: actin filament binding. The record is from RefSeq and is a predicted model, not a curated record. NCBI's taxonomy places the organism in Eukaryota, Metazoa, Chordata, Actinopteri, Perciformes, Percidae. Bases 269 to 970 code for a protein of 233 amino acids. The transcript is spliced from 7 exons.